UAAUCGGAUCCUAAGUAAGAAACGGCACGACGUCGUUUCGGUUCCCGCUUGAACCGCUUCGUUCUCCUGGGCACAUUUUAAAGCGUUUCUCAUUCACAGGUGGAGGGGAAACACUUCGAUAUCCAAAAUCUGCAACAAUAGUUAACAAGUCGGCUGGUUCUUCAUCGAUUUCCAGAAAGGAUUUGAGCAAUGGGGAAGAGGAAGUCAUCGGCAAAGCCGCCUCCUAAGAAGCGGAUGGACAAGCUUGACACCGUCUUCAGCUGUCCCUUCUGCAGCCAUGGCACCAGUGUUGAAUGCCGCAUUGACAUGAAGAACUUGAUUGGGGAAGCUUCUUGCAGAAUAUGCCAAGAGAGCUUCAGCACUACUAUCACAGCUUUAUCUGAACCAAUAGACGUCUACAGUGAAUGGAUCGAUGAAUGUGAGAGAGUUAACAACCUCGAAGAUGAUGGUGAAGGUGCUUAGGAGAAAGCCAGGUUGAUGGGAGCUUAACUAUAUCGGGCGAAAUCAGUUUGUAUUGAAUAAUUUGCUAAUCCAUCUUGAAACCAUGCCUGUCAUGCUCUUUAAAUCUUUAGAGAUUCCAAUCCCUAUGUAAUGCAAAAUAUCACUAUGUAACUUCUAUGUGAUGGUGAUGCAAUGCAAUAUAUAUGAUGUAUGAUAGCUUCUC
This is a messenger RNA of Prunus dulcis (almond), 664 nucleotides long. RefSeq names its product transcription elongation factor 1 homolog. Lineage: Eukaryota; Viridiplantae; Streptophyta; Magnoliopsida; Rosales; Rosaceae. The coding region runs from base 190 to 462 and encodes 90 amino acids. Gene Ontology annotation, biological process: transcription elongation by RNA polymerase II. The record is from RefSeq and is a predicted model, not a curated record. Gene Ontology annotation, cellular component: transcription elongation factor complex. Gene Ontology annotation, molecular function: RNA polymerase II complex binding. The transcript is spliced from 5 exons.